AAUCACUUUCACUUGAGGAAGAAUAAAUGAUCCCAACAUUGUCAAAUCACCGUAUGUGUAUCUGUUAUUUAUGGACUACACAGAAGAGAGACGUCUCUCUUAAGUCCAUAAAUCGUCUCUCUGCUCUGACUACACCAAAAGAAAUCCCAACCUCAAUUUUAUAACCCCAACCCGAAUUUAGAAGUGCCCUUUAAAAAUAAGAAUGCCUUUUAAAUAUAUCGGCAGAACUACAGAUUUUAAAGGAAAAACGUUAUGGGAAAUUGUAGGAAACUUAAAAAACUAUGGAAUAGGACGUUAUAUUAAAAGAAACGUUUUUGAGAGAUACCCUGAACCAAGCUUUAUGAAAAUUGUUAAAGUAGAAACUCUCCCAAGUCCCUUAGAGGCUUCAAUGGAUGAUCUACGAAAAGUAAAAGUAUGGGUGGAGAAAACAUUUCGUGGUAGAAAAUUCCCAGAUGUAGUUCCACUUAAAUCUGCAACUUAUAAAUCUGAUUAUGUAUUGAUUCCUAAAGAUGAAGAAAAGAAGUACAGUGACUUAAAACUUGAGCCAAUUCCAGAAAAAAUACUUCCCAGAACAACUAAUUUUCCCCCUUUAUUAAAAGAAUUGAUAUACCGAGAUGCAGAAGUGAAAGGUGAAACAUUAAAAGAGGAGCCUAAAUUAAAGAUUAUUUACAAAGAAAGCAUGCAAAGCUGUUAUCGAGUAGCUAAAGAGGGAGAGACACCCAAUGUGCAAAUUGCUUAUGGAUUAGGAACACCUAUUAGUCCUUCUUUAUAUCAAGGAAUAAAACUAAAAUAAUUUUCUGCAACAAAAUAUUUUUAAGUAGUUGUUAGGUAUUGGUCUUCAUUUUAGUUAUAUAAAGUAAAAUA
Agrilus planipennis (emerald ash borer) is the source of this 864-nucleotide messenger RNA. RefSeq lists its product as uncharacterized. The record is from RefSeq and is a predicted model, not a curated record. Gene Ontology annotation, molecular function: structural constituent of ribosome. Gene Ontology annotation, biological process: mitochondrial translation. Gene Ontology annotation, cellular component: mitochondrion; mitochondrial small ribosomal subunit. Bases 203 to 793 code for a protein of 196 amino acids. The transcript has a single exon. Lineage: Eukaryota; Metazoa; Arthropoda; Insecta; Coleoptera; Buprestidae.